CCAAAAGUAAGCGAGACACGCGUUUGGCCAAUUGAACGGAGUGAAUGUAGCAGAAGCGUGCAAUGAAAAGAAGUUCUACACAAAACAAAACAUUCGCAAGCGCGCGACAUUUCUAAAAAUCGACUUUUGCAGACAUUACGAAAUACAAACACAACAACAACACAAAACUUUUGUUGCUACUGGACAAUUAGAAAGCUACUUAGUGUUACAACAACUCAAAAAACUAGUUAUUAUUUUAAUAUUUAGUGCCUAAUUUGUAUAAAUCGAAAUGGUUGUACCGAUGACAGUUAAUUUUUUGAAAUCAAAAUGGCGGCUCUUCGCUUCUGCUCAUCCCCUGGCCAAAGGUGUUAUCGCUUAUUCGAUUGUAUGGCCGACGAGUAGUUUCAUGCAGCAAACACUCGAAGGCAAACAGCUAAAGGAUUAUGAUUGGAUGCGCAUACUACGUUUUGGCCUUUUCGGAGGCUGUUAUGUGGCGCCCACUUUAUAUGGAUGGUUGCGUGUCGCCUCCGCGAUGUGGCCGCAAACGAAUUUACGUAUUGGAGCACUCAAGGCCAUUGUUGAGCAAGCUUCGUACGCACCAUUCGCCAGCACUAGCUUCUACUUCGGCAUGACUAUGCUGGAAGGUAAAGGCAUUGAAGCAGCUAAAGCAGAAGUCAAAGAUAAAUUCCCAAAAACACUUCGGAUUGCCAUUUUCAUCAUUCCAGUUUUGCAGACAAUUAACUUCGGCUUAAUACCCGAACCGAAUCGCAUUUUAUUUGUUAGUUUUUGUAGUCUUUUCUGGAUAACAUUUUUGGCUCAUAUGCAGAAGCAGGGUGAAAAAGCGCAGCUGGACGAACACGUGCCAAAACAGCAGCUGAAACAAUUCCAACACCAUUUACCGGUGCUGAAGAAUGAGAGCUUUAUACCAAAAGUUAAUAAUGCAUUCGCGCUAUGAUGACUGAAACGCUUACACACACGUACUUACAUGCACUUACGUGCAUACUUACAUAUACAUACACAUAUUUAUAGCUAGAAUUAAUAAAUAUUUGUGAUUAUACCUAUACGCUUAUCGAAACCCUACAUGCAUAUUUUAUAUAAUAUUUAUACGACUGUACCUACCUCCAUACAUACAUACAUACAUAUAUGAUAUAAGAAAACAUAUAUACAUAUAUAAUUUGGGACUUUAAAAAUGUAAACGACAAAUAAAGUGUUGCUUUAGUGACGAAUAA
Messenger RNA from Bactrocera dorsalis (oriental fruit fly), 1208 nucleotides. RefSeq lists its product as uncharacterized. Lineage: Eukaryota; Metazoa; Arthropoda; Insecta; Diptera; Tephritidae. The transcript has 5 exons. The coding region runs from base 269 to 934 and encodes 221 amino acids. Gene Ontology annotation, cellular component: membrane; cytoplasm. The record is from RefSeq and is a predicted model, not a curated record.